Molecule: messenger RNA, 1769 nt
Organism: Magnolia sinica
Lineage: Eukaryota; Viridiplantae; Streptophyta; Magnoliopsida; Magnoliales; Magnoliaceae
Product: mitochondrial import inner membrane translocase subunit TIM44-2-like
Exons: 14
Coding region: 111-1499 (462 amino acids)
Biological process (GO): protein import into mitochondrial matrix
Cellular component (GO): mitochondrial inner membrane
Molecular function (GO): protein-folding chaperone binding
Source: RefSeq, a predicted model, not a curated record
CUAGGUCAGAGAGAGGGAAGGAGACGCUGAGAGAGAGGAGGAGACGCUGAGAGAGAGGGAAGGAGACGCUGAGAGAGGGAGAAGGAGACGUUGUGUCAGAGCAGGCCACCAUGAAUAUGCAUUUGCGAUUGGUUGCUGCGAAUGGAGUUUCGGGUGUUCGUCGGUUCAGCGUUUUUAAUGAAUUCUCCAAAAAAGUUAAAGGAGAAGCUAAAAGUAAUCAGGAAUUCCAACAAUCAAUCAAGGAGUUCAAGGAGAAAGCAGAAGAACUGAAAGAAGUUAAAGAAGAUUUGAAAGUUAGAACGAAGCAGAAAACUGAGCAGCUGUACAAGCAAGUGGAUGGUGUCUGGACAGAAGCUGAAGCUGCGGCGAAGAAGGUUUCGGCUAACAUGACAGAGAAGAUAGCAGCUGCUACAGAACAGGUCAAAGAGACAUUUGGACUCGGAAAGCAAGAUUCUGCAGGAUCUACCAGUGCUUCAACUAACUCCAGUGCCAAUGUAAAAGAUGGAAGCCACCCCACAUCAGGAGCCGAAAGUUCUCAGAGUUCUGAGUCUAGAGAAACAUCUGGGGCUUCUGAUACGUUAUUUGGCAGGUUUCGAUCUGGUUUUUCUUCCACCUCUCCAAAAGUUUCCUCGGCCUUCCAGAAAUUGAAGGAAGCAAAAGUCAUAGACAUAGCAAAGAAGGGAUAUGAUAUAGUAAAGGACGAGAUAAGCAGCAACCCAAGUAAGAGAAGGCAGAUGAAAUAUGCGGCUGCUUCUUCUCCAAAAGAAGGUACAAGUACGAAAACUGAUAUGGUAGUUGUACCGACAAAGCAGUCGCGCUGGGGUAAGAAAUGGGAAGCAUUCAAAGAGAAGAUGCAAGGCCAUCCUGUUUUUAAGCGUCUAAGUGGGUUCAGCGAACCAGUUGUAACAAAGGGCCAGGAGUUAGCAGAGGACAUGCGGGAGCGGUGGGAAACAAGUGAUCAUCCUGUUGUUCACAAAAUCCAAGAUUUGAAUGAAACCGUUUUUGGAGAAACAGCUGCUGCUCUAUCGUUUAAGGAAAUACGUCGUCGGGACCCGUCCUUCUCUUUACCGGAGUUCGUAGCUGAAGUUCAGGAAACAAUUCGGCCCACCCUUAAUGCUUACCUCAAGGGUGAUGUAGAAAAAUUAAAAAAGAAUUGUAGUCCUGAAGUGAUUGAGCGGUGCAGAGCAGAGCAUAGAGCUUAUGAAAGCCAGGGUAUCUUCUUUGAUAAUAAGAUUCUACAUAUAUCAGAUGUGGAGGUCAGAGAAACCAAGCUGAUGGGAACCUCUCCGAUAAUCAUCAUAGCUUUCCAAACUCAGCAGGUCUAUUGCGUGCGAGAUAGACAUGGUUCAAUAACCGAAGGGGGAAAGGAUACAAUCCACACGGUUUAUUAUGCGUGGGCCAUGCAGCAAGUUGAUGCAGAAGAGCUUGGGGAGGGUGCGAUCUACCCAAUAUGGAGGCUAAGAGAAAUGCAGCAACUUGGCAUUCAGGCCCUCAUUUAGUAAGCAGAAAAAGCACGUGGCUUGUUGUGGUUGUUGUCGUCAUCAUUGUUUCCGGAAAGAAUAUGUGAGGGAUGGAAUGUCUCUCUGGGUCAUGUUUUUUUACUUCCAGAGAAAAAAUCGCCGGAAUCUUCCAAUUUUGUUUUGAAAGAAUAAUGGAUAAUUAUAUCUUUCAUAUUUUUAAAAAAAGAAUAAUGGAUAAUUAUGCAGUGUGUUUUGAGGAAAUUUAUGUGAACAUAGAGAACCCAUCUCUUGGGUCUUUUAUGGUUUUAA